Messenger RNA from Pyrenophora tritici-repentis Pt-1C-BFP, 1335 nucleotides. RefSeq names its product golgi transport complex component Cog5. Gene Ontology annotation, biological process: intra-Golgi vesicle-mediated transport. The record is from RefSeq and is a predicted model, not a curated record. Gene Ontology annotation, cellular component: COG complex. Lineage: Eukaryota; Fungi; Ascomycota; Dothideomycetes; Pleosporales; Pleosporaceae.
AUGUCCCGAGACGAUGAAGAAGCCUCAUACAUUGACUAUGAAGCCUUUCUCGACCCAGACUUUUCGCCAACGUCGUUUGCGAACACGCUUGUUCUCGCAACCAACAACGCGUCCGACAGCCCACUAGACCUCUCCACCCCAUUGUCGCGCGUUCUCUUUGACGUGCAAGAGGUAGACACACAUAUCGACACGCUAACUACAAAGUCUGCACUACCGCUGCUCCAACACACCAAAGACGAUGCCGAAGCAAGCGGGCGCAUAUUGCACCAAGUCCAAGGCCAGGUUGCAAGUCUAACGGAAUCGUACAAGACGCUGGAGAAGGAAGUGAUUGAGCGAUACGACGUGGCCGACCAAGUCCGCCUGACGGCCGAGCGAUUGUGUGAGACUGUCAAGGUUGGGAGGGCCGUGGCGCGAUGCCUCAUGCUGGGCAGACAACUGGAGGUGCGCAUGUCUGAGUUGGGAGGCGUCGGCAGUGCAAAGAGGGAAGAUCACAGGGCAAUGGUGCGCUCGGCAGACACAAUACUAUCGCUGCGCCACAUACUCGCCGCCUCGAAGCCGGGCCAAGAAGGAGAGGGCCUAGAUAGGGUCAAUGUCGUCAAUACACUCAGGACCGAACUUGUCAAUCCGGGCGAGAGGAGCAUAGCAUCACGCGCACAGCAGGUCGUCAAGGAGUUUUCCAUGUCAUCUUUACUCUCCUCGGCCCAAACCUCGGCAGCCACCUUUGCACAGACCGAAGACACCAAGGCGAGAACAACGUCUGCCCUGUUGACCCUCUACCUGCUAUCGCCCAUUCCUACAAACCCCGUCACUGACACAUUUGACCCAACACUCAUGCUCAAUACCCUACAAGAUUACCUUCAGACGCAGCUCAAGUCAUCACUAGCCUCACUCGCCCGAGCCCUGGGUCAGCUUCCUACACUCGACCGCACACUCCUGGAAAUUUCAGCCCGGUGUCAGAAUAUCAUAGCUUUACAGUCCCUGCUUGAAAGUACAAAACCACCACCCCAUCCGCUUCUCGCCUCUAACCCCCAAAUUCAAACCCCCUCAAACUUCCUCAAUCCUUUAUUACAAGCUCUCGACACCUCAUCGCUUCCCAGCUAUUUCUGGAGAACACUUGCCUCCAAUAUGACGCCUAGGGUCCAGGAACUCAUGAAUAGAGGUGGUGUGUCAGCAAGGACGCUUCGAAGUAAUAAGGAUAGGGUCAAAGACAUGGUCAGGGAAUGUGUGAACAGGGGGAGUCAGCUACCCGGCGCUUCGUCAACCAAGUCCAUUACCGUUACUUGGGAGAGAGAGGCUGCGGUCAUGAUAGGUAGUAUAGUAGGGCAAAUAAAAUGA